CCUGCCUCUUCCUUCCCUCCCCGUCAUCCAUCCGGCCCUGAAGCCCAGCGACCUCUCUCUUUGCCGCCGCCGUCUGUCUGUCGUUCUCGGCUGCCAUAUCCAGUGCAGCCACAUCCGAUAUCGUCGAUUCGUUCCUCCCGAUCUCGCUGCCCCCUCGUCGACUCGACAGCCACUCUCUCCCUCGCGCCACCAUGAUCGACAGCAUCUUCAUCACAGACGGGGCCGGCAAGGUCUUGGUCGAAAAGCACUACCAUGCCAUUACGCCGCGAUCGCUGGUUGACCAGUACUGGAGCACCACAAAGUCGUCCAAGAGGGGCGUUCCGCCCGUCGCCCAAGUGUCGUCGUUCUACUUUCAUCGGAUAUCAAAGGGAGGCGUCUUCUUCCUCGCCGUCUCGGAAUUCGAGGCUCCUCCCCUCGAAGUCCUGAGCUUCCUUCACCGCACCGUCGAGAUCUUUGAAGACUAUUUCGGCGCCAUCUCGGAGACCGCGAUCAAGGAGCACUUUGUGAUCAUCUACGAGCUCCUGGACGAACUGCUCGACUACGGAUCGCCAUACAUCACCGAGCCCAACAUCCUGAAGGAGCUCGUUCCUCCUCCAUCGCUGCUGAACACCGUCAUCAAUGCUGUCGCCAUCGGCACGGCAUUCGGUACCAAGCAGCCGGUUGGCACAAUCUCGAACGUGCCGUGGCGAUCCUCGGGCAUCAAGUACAUCACCAACGAGGUCUUUUUCGACAUUAACGAAGUAGUCGACUGCAUACUCGACCGCAACUCCAACGUCGUCACUGGUCAGAUCCAUGGCGAGAUUCAGUGCAAUGCUCGCCUGAGCGGCAUGCCGGAGUGCCUCCUUUCAUUCACAAACUCCCGUGUCUUUGAAGACUCGAUGGUCAGCCUGCAUCCCUCUGUCAAACACGCCCGGUUCGAGCGCGACCGAUGUUUGUCGUUCAUUCCUCCCGAUGGAAACUUCAAGUUGAUGGCAUUCGAAACUCCUCUGCUCAGCCACCAAGGUCUCCCCAUCUCGGUCCGGGUCCAAUUCCAUGCCUAUAACCAGAAUGGCAAAUUCAGCAUCUCGCUCCAGCCGCGAUACACAGCCGGCGGAUCUCUGGAGAAAUGCAUCAUCUACUUUGAUGUGCCCGAGGGAGUCGUGCCGACCAAGCUAAAUGCCAGCAUCGGCACCGGCAACUUUGAUCAGAUGAACAACCAGGUCCGCUGGGAUCUCGGCAAGAUUCCCAAGGACUUUAUGAGCUCUGGGGUCCCGAUAUUCACGGGCGAGCUCAACUGCGGCCCGGAGCACUCUGAGUUCCUGUCGCUAACUCGCACAGUUUGCGUCGAGUUCAAGGCCAGUAUGUAUUCUGCAUCUGGGCUCAAGAUCGACACCCUGCAGCUGCACCACGAGGACUACACCCCUUUCAAGGGUGUUCGCUCCAUGACCCGGAGCGGCAAGUUCCAGAUCCGUGUAUAGAACCUGGACGACUGCUGCUGACAAGGGCACCGACAGAUAGCUGACUGAUAUCUCGGUCGACGGAUCAAGCGCAAUCGGUCCCAAAUUGCGACUUUGGCUGUCCCCGACAUGCGGCAUCAGCACACUCCGUCUCCCCCCCCUCCUCCUCUUAUUGCAUGUCGCCUCGCAAUACUCGUCGGCGGAAUGGCAUUCUGCGGGCCAGUCCAGGCAAGAUGAUGAUAGGGCCGGACAGGCACUUGGCAUCUCUGUUCAAAACACGGUGUAUUGAGGG
This is a messenger RNA of Polychytrium aggregatum, 1728 nucleotides long. RefSeq names its product adaptor complex AP-3 domain-containing protein. Gene Ontology annotation, cellular component: clathrin adaptor complex; cytoplasmic vesicle. The coding region runs from base 192 to 1457 and encodes 421 amino acids. Lineage: Eukaryota; Fungi; Chytridiomycota; Chytridiomycetes; Polychytriales. Gene Ontology annotation, biological process: endocytosis; intracellular protein transport. The transcript is spliced from 12 exons. The record is from RefSeq and is a predicted model, not a curated record.